Phodopus roborovskii (desert hamster) is the source of this 718-nucleotide messenger RNA. It is a transcript of the gene Sncg, whose product is annotated as synuclein gamma. The transcript is spliced from 5 exons. Lineage: Eukaryota; Metazoa; Chordata; Mammalia; Rodentia; Cricetidae. Gene Ontology annotation, molecular function: cuprous ion binding. Gene Ontology annotation, biological process: chemical synaptic transmission; synaptic vesicle endocytosis; synapse organization. Bases 70 to 447 code for a protein of 125 amino acids. Gene Ontology annotation, cellular component: cytoplasm; neuronal cell body; axon terminus. The record is from RefSeq and is a predicted model, not a curated record.
CGGCUGCAGCAGCACUUGCCGGCUCCAGUCAGUAGCUCGCAGCAGUCCGGUCCCAUCCUUGCAACCACCAUGGAUGUCUUCAAGAAAGGUUUCUCCAUUGCCAAGGAAGGUGUGGUUGGUGCUGUGGAGAAGACCAAGCAGGGAGUGACGGAGGCAGCUGAGAAGACCAAGGAGGGGGUCAUGUAUGUGGGCACCAAAACCAAGGAGAAUGUGGUACAAAGCGUAACCUCAGUGGCUGAGAAGACCAAGGAGCAGGCCAAUGCCGUCAGCGAAGCUGUGGUCAACAGUGUCCACACGGUGGCCACCAAGACUGUGGAGGAGGCAGAAAACAUCGUGGUCACCACUGGGGUGGUACGCAAGGAGGACUUGGAACAACCUGCUCCUGCACAGGACCAGGAAGCCAAAGAGCAAGAGGAGGACGAAGAGGCCAAGAGUGGAGGAGACUAGGAUGCUGCCAUCAGCCACAGAGGCCCAAGGGACACCCCUCUGCCUUGGACCCUGUCCCCACUGGCACAACAAGUGCCCUGCCCACAGUGCCCUGCAGGUGCCCGUGUUCUCUGCUUCCCAGCCUGGUGCCACAAGUCUGUCCACACAUGCUGCUGCCAGCUCCAGCGCCCCCUGCUGGCUCCUUUUGCCCUAUCUUUGGAUCCCACAGAUCAGAUGCUGCUGCAAUUUUUUUUUUUUAAUGAUUCCAAAUAAAACCUGAGCCCCACUCCCA